This is a messenger RNA of Cyprinus carpio (common carp), 1814 nucleotides long. RefSeq lists its product as uncharacterized. The transcript is spliced from 5 exons. The record is from RefSeq and is a predicted model, not a curated record. Bases 1113 to 1742 code for a protein of 209 amino acids. NCBI's taxonomy places the organism in Eukaryota, Metazoa, Chordata, Actinopteri, Cypriniformes, Cyprinidae.
AUGAUGUUUUGCUGUGGAAAGCAACUCCCUUUGCUUUGUCUUAUAUCUGUAUGUUUUUAGUUUUAUUGCUCAGAGUUUAAUUUUGCUUCAUUUUGGUUUUUGGAGGAAACUAAACAUGAGGAUUCAGUUAUCAACCCUUCACUGCUAAUGAGUUCAUGAUAUCAAGAGAAAUAAAUUAGAAACUCGUGCCUAUCAUCAGACUGUGAUAUAUUUUGGUUACAAAACUGACCUGUUUUUCUUCAAAUGAUUAUUUUGCUGAUAAAUACAACAGAUGUGCUGAUAUUUGUGAGAAGAAUACAGUGUGAUCACAUUCUCUUCUGUGGUCGCUGUAUGUUUAGUGUCUCUCAUUAAAUAUGACCGAACACAUUCAACAACAAAACGUUUUUUUUUUUAAAUAUAAGUAAAUCUUUGGGAUUUGGUUUGAAUGGAUUGCUGUAUUAUCAGAGGGACAUGUAAAUGAGAUUGUGUGAAGCAUCUGUGAAAUAUAAAGUGGCCAAACUCUGUCCAAAACAUUUCUUAUGUUUAAUUCACAGAUGAGUGGAACAUAUUUAUGUUUAUGCUGUUGAUCAUCACCAAAACAAACCAUCAAACAGAGAAUACUCAAGUCAAGCUUUUUCGAGGUUUCUUCUAAGUCAUCGUUGUUCUUAGAUUCAGAAUCAGUGACACUAUUGAGCUGAAAAGCCAUCUUGUGCUCUGUGGCCAUUUUGUCUAUAUUAAUAGCCCAUAUCUAUAUCAGAUUUGGAAGACAUAGUGCCAUUGGAAGACAUAGGAGCCCUGGGGGAACAUGUUAAACACACACACACAAAAAAAACCCGGUACAUUCACACGGGGCGGCCGUAGUGAAAACAGCCAAUCACAUCUGGUAUUGCAUGAUCGCGGGCUAUCAUCUGAACCAGGGUAUUUGCAUAAGGUGAUCUGAUUGGAUGCUAACCGCUACACCUCUCCAAAGACUGCACAACAAUAAACGUCACCGCUCUGAGCGCUUGAUACAGGUCUUUCAAUACCUGGCGUGCGUAUCUAUUUUGACACAUUCAUUGCCGGAUAGAUCACGUAGCCGCUAGACUUUUUUAUUAUUAUUAAAUCAAGGGACAAGUCGAGCAGAACUCAUUAAAAUGCGUCGCUUCUUCCUGCUCAUCAUAACCUGUCUUGCCAUCGCCGGUGCUGUGAGUGACAGGGAGAGAGUGGAGGUAAACAUUGGAGAAAAUGUCACCCUAAACGUCGAAAUACCGGGGAAUGUGAGCCGAGUGACAUUAAUGUUACAAAAAAAGUGCGAAAACAGGACAGAAGAGCCCAUUAUCCGCUACUGUUCCCCUGAGGAGGAGAAGCGUGGCUGCACCGUCAAGAAAUCCGACAGAUUCAGGUUUGACACGGAGAGUUCGUCAGUAACCUUCGCUGAUGCCCGAACCAGUGAUGAGGGAUGUUACAUUGUCUCUUAUAUCGACGUCGAUAACUUACUGAAGGAGAAAUUCUUCGAAGUCACGGUCAACGAGACUCCGUGGACAAUCAGACUAGAAUAUCUGAACAUAAUUGCUGUGGGCAUCGCAUUGUUGACUGCAGUUUUGGUCAUCAUUUAUGUCAUCAACCACAUCAUCAACUGCCAAAAGAAGAAGCAGAAUAACACCGAGCAUCCCGAGGAGAUCAUUUCUCUCAGCUCAGCCAGCAGAGCCCUGAAAAACACUUUUUCCCCCUACAAUCAGCAAGUAAACCAACCACAGAUGAAUCCUUGGAGAUGGUGGAUGUGAUAAAGAGUUCGGUGGACAAUAACAAGCGUUCAAAAAAGGACCUGAACCAUGGAGCCUAAAAAGGAUGAUGAC